UCGAAGGGCAGGUGACGAUCUGACAGGACCAGAAGGAAGCAGGCUCUGGUCCUGUUAUCAGCAGAAGGACGGUGUGUUCACAGUGGCACGAAGCAGCAGAGGCAUUCACAUUCCCACAGCCAGCUUGCUUUCAACACCUCCUGAAGGCUGUGCAUAUCACAACGGGUAUCCAGGACAAUAUGAAGCCACUAUACUUCCCACUGCACAGGAAGACAUCCUACAAGGGUUCUACCAAGACAUGGAGUUCAAGAGGAACCACGAAGAACUUGAAAGGGCAAGUGGUCGUCCAAUAAAGGGCAGACAAAUGUCGCCCACAUCCGAAGGAAGGAUCCCCUCGACCUCUGGAAGCCAAGUGGGUGGGUCCGAGCAGUUUCACCGCAAGCGUGGGAACCCUCUGUCCAUGAGACCGAUUUCCAAAGUGGAAUGCUCCUUUUGUAAAAAAAACGGCGAGACAAGAAGCUUCUACAGCACCCACGUGGUCAGGGACAGGUUCACUGGGAACGUCAUCUGUCCCAUCCUGAGGAAGCACGUGUGCGAGGUCUGCGGGGCAACAGGAGACAACAGCCACACCAGGAGCUACUGUCCUCAAGGCUCAGCUCCAAACAUGGCAGCACUCAAAAUGACGCCUCGCAACAGCACGAGUCAAAGGAACGCCGUCUAGAACUACAAUAAACACUGCGAUACUUGGUAAAAUAUACGGAUAAAUAAUGUUAGAAACGCGUUAAUAUAACACUGUAAUAAAAUAUUUCU
Messenger RNA from Ornithodoros turicata, 750 nucleotides. It is a transcript of the gene nanos, whose product is annotated as nanos homolog 3-like. Gene Ontology annotation, biological process: oogenesis; negative regulation of translation. The record is from RefSeq and is a predicted model, not a curated record. Bases 239 to 661 code for a protein of 140 amino acids. Gene Ontology annotation, cellular component: perinuclear region of cytoplasm. Lineage: Eukaryota; Metazoa; Arthropoda; Arachnida; Ixodida; Argasidae. Gene Ontology annotation, molecular function: mRNA binding; zinc ion binding. The transcript is spliced from 5 exons.